ACGGGGGAGGAGAAAAGGGGAGUUCAGGUCGACAUGACUGAGCUGAAGGCAAAGGAACCCCGGGCUCCCCACGUGGCGGGCGACGCGCCCUCCCCCACCGAGGUCGGAUCCCAGCUCCUGGGUCGCCCGGACCCUGGCCCAUUCCAGGGGAGCCAGACCUCGGAGGCCUCCUCUGUAGUCUCCACCAUCCCCAUCUCCCUGGACGGGUUGCUCUUCCCCCGGCCCUGUCAGGGGCAGAACCCCCCAGACGGGAAGACGCAGGACCCGCCGUCGUUGUCAGACGUGGAGGGCGCAUUUCCUGGAGUCGAAGCCCCGGAGGGGGCAGGAGACAGCAGCUCGAGACCUCCAGAAAAGGACAGCGGCCUGCUGGACAGUGUCCUCGACACGCUCCUGGCGCCCUCGGGUCCCGGGCAGAGCCACGCCAGCUCUGCCACCUGCGAGGCCAUCAGCCCGUGGUGCCUGUUUGGCCCCGACCUUCCCGAAGACCCCCGGGCUGCCCCCGCUACCAAAGGGGUGUUGGCCCCGCUCAUGAGCCGACCCGAGGACAAGGCAGGCGACAGCUCCGGGACGGCAGCGGCCCACAAGGUGCUGCCCAGGGGACUGUCACCGUCCAGGCAGCUGCUGCUCCCCUCCUCUGGGAGCCCUCACUGGCCGGCGGCCGCAGUGAAGCCGUCCCCGCAGCCCGCUGCGGUGGAGCUAGAGGAGGAGGACAGCUCCGAAUCCGAGGGCACCGUGGGCCCGCUCCUGAAGGGCAAGCCUCGGGCACUGGGAGGCACGGCGGCCGGAGGAGGAGCUGCCUCCGUCGCGCCUGGAGCGGCCGCAGGAGGCGUCGCCCUCAUCCCCAAGGAGGAUUCUCGCUUCUCGGCGCCCAGGGUCUCCUUGGCGGAGCAGGACGCGCCUGGGCGCUCCCCGCUGGCCACCACGGUGGUGGAUUUCAUCCACGUGCCCAUCCUGCCUCUCAACCACGCUUUCUUGGCCACCCGCACCAGGCAGCUGCUGGAGGGGGAGAGCUACGACGGCGGGGCCGCGGCCGCCAGCCCCUUCGUCCCGCAGCGGGGCUCGCCCUCUGCCUCGUCCACCCCGGUGGCGGGCGGCGACUUCCCCGACUGCACCUACCCGCCCGACGCCGAGCCCAAAGAGGACACGUUCCCCCUCUACGGCGACUUCCAACCGCCCGCCCUGAAGAUAAAGGAGGAGGAAGAGGGCGCCGAGGCCGCGGCGCGCUCCCCGCGUACGUACCUGGUGGCUGGUGCAAACCCCGCCGCCUUCCCGGAUUUCCCGCUGGCGGCGCCGCCGCCUCGAGUGCCCUCGUCCAGACCCGGGGAAGCGGCGGUGGCGGCCUCCCCAGGCAGUGCCCCCGUGUCCUCCUCGUCCUCGUCGGGGUCGACCCUGGAGUGCAUCCUGUACAAGGCAGAGGGCGCGCCGCCCCAGCAGGGCCCCUUCGCGCCGCUGCCCUGCAAGCCUCAGGGCGCCGGCGCCUGCCUGCUGCCGCGGGACGGCCUGCCCUCCACCUCCGCCUCGGGCGCGGCCGCCGGGGCCGCCCCUGCGCUCUACCCGACGCUCGGCCUCAACGGACUCCCGCAACUCGGCUACCAGGCCGCCGUGCUCAAGGAGGGCCUGCCGCAGGUCUACACGCCCUAUCUCAACUACCUGAGGCCGGAUUCAGAAGCCAGUCAGAGCCCACAGUACAGCUUCGAGUCACUACCUCAGAAGAUUUGUUUGAUCUGUGGGGAUGAAGCAUCAGGCUGUCAUUAUGGUGUCCUCACCUGUGGGAGCUGUAAGGUCUUCUUUAAAAGGGCAAUGGAAGGGCAGCAUAACUAUUUAUGUGCUGGAAGAAAUGACUGCAUUGUUGAUAAAAUCCGCAGAAAAAACUGCCCGGCAUGUCGCCUCAGAAAGUGCUGUCAAGCUGGCAUGGUCCUUGGAGGGCGAAAGUUUAAAAAGUUCAAUAAAGUCAGAGUCAUGAGAGCACUCGAUGCUGUUGCUCUCCCGCAGCCAGUGGGCAUUCCAAAUGAAAGCCAACGAAUCACUUUUUCUCCAAGUCAAGAGAUACAGUUAAUUCCCCCUCUAAUCAACCUGUUAAUGAGCAUUGAACCAGAUGUGAUCUAUGCAGGACAUGACAACACAAGGCCUGAUACCUCCAGUUCUUUGCUAACAAGUCUUAAUCAACUAGGCGAGCGGCAACUUCUUUCAGUGGUAAAAUGGUCCAAAUCACUUCCAGGUUUUCGAAACUUACAUAUUGAUGACCAGAUAACUCUCAUCCAAUAUUCUUGGAUGAGUUUAAUGGUAUUUGGACUAGGAUGGAGAUCCUACAAACAUGUCAGUGGGCAGAUGCUGUAUUUUGCACCUGAUCUAAUAUUAAAUGAACAGCGGAUGAAAGAAUCAUCAUUCUAUUCACUAUGCCUUACCAUGUGGCAGAUACCGCAGGAGUUUGUCAAGCUUCAAGUUAGCCAAGAAGAGUUCCUCUGCAUGAAAGUAUUACUACUUCUUAAUACAAUUCCUUUGGAAGGACUAAGAAGUCAAAGCCAGUUUGAAGAGAUGAGAUCAAGCUACAUUAGAGAGCUCAUCAAGGCAAUUGGUUUGAGGCAAAAAGGAGUUGUUUCCAGCUCACAGCGUUUCUAUCAACUCACAAAACUUCUUGAUAGCUUGCAUGAUCUUGUCAAACAACUUCACCUGUACUGCCUGAAUACAUUUAUCCAGUCCCGGGCGUUGAGUGUUGAAUUUCCAGAAAUGAUGUCUGAAGUUAUUGCUGCACAGUUACCCAAGAUAUUGGCAGGGAUGGUGAAACCUCUCCUCUUUCAUAAAAAGUGAAUGUCAAUUAUUUUUCAAAGAAUUAAGUGUUGCAGUAUGUCUUUUGUUUUGGUCAGGAUUAUGAGGUCUCGAGUUUUUAUAAUAUUCUUCUGAAAGCCUUACAUUUAUAACAUAUCAUAACAUGUAAAUUUAAGAGGAAGAUUGUGACAUCCUAAUUAUUUUCCUGUAUUAAGCAUAAUUAGAGUUUUUAAAGUGUUUUUCUGUCCCCCAUAUUUUCUUUAAACGUUUAAAGAGUUUAUAAGGUUGAAAAAGUACUAAAACUGAUUAUUGAAGUAAGUUAUGUCUUACCCAUACUAUUUCAUACCAUGUAGGUGAGGAUUUUUAACUUUUACAUAUAACAAAUCUUCUACUUUAGAGAAAGAAAAUCUUCACAUGUAAUAAUAAAAAGCUACUAUUAUUUGUUACUUCUAGGUAGCUCCCUUUUUCUCCUUGACUGUACUUCCAAAAGUGAACCUUUAAAAUGGUAUGCAAAAUUUUGUCUACUAGAGUGUGUGUGUGUGUGUAUAUGUAUAUACAUAUACACACACAGAAACACACAUAUAUAUAUGUUUCUGUAAGGAGGAAAUUCAUAAGAUUUCUAAGAGUUUUUAAUGCCAAAAAUAUAGAGACAAAGAGUUUAAAAAAAACCACUAAACAGAUUACAGACUAGACAAAACAGUUCUAUGUUAAAGGGAUUUCUUAUAUUGGAAACCCAAAUCUAUAAGGAAAUUAUUAAUGAGUAGAGCUUUACUGUUAUGCCAACAGUAUUUCAGGUUUUGUAGGGACUUUUUGGUAACUUUUUUAGGAAGGAGUUGUCCUCUAACAUAGUAUUGUGACUAGAAACCAUAUCUGUGAUCUGACUCUUUACCAUCUGUGGCAUGCAGAAGUUUUCAAUGUCUUCACAUUUAAUGUGGUACAAUAAUAUCUUUCCUUCCAAAUUCUUCUUGUGAUCUGAGCUUCUUAUUAACCUCUUCUCAAAUCAAAGAAGGAAGGGAUGGAAAGAGGGAGAUAGGGAGGGAAAGAGAGGGAUAUAAUUCCCUUUCUCCACUCCUUAAAGACUUAAGGAUGGUGUCCUUUUCUUGUCAGGUGUAAUAGAUGAAUCUCAGGUUGAAAAAUUUUGAGUGCCUUUGAUCCAGUUCUACUAGAGAUGCUUCAGGAAAUACUAGAUGGUGUCUUAACAUAUUACAACCAAUUAACAAUAACCAGAAAGCACAAAAUUCACAUUCUUGUUUGAACUGAAAAUAUUACUUUAGAAGACAGACAGUUCUUUUCUGAGGUAAAUCGCUGGAGAUGUCUUUUGUAAAAAAGAAAGGAAAAUAUAUUUAUAUAUACACUAUCCAUACAUACAAUACAAUAGGAAGAACCAAGUUCAUACCAUUGGUGAAAUUCAGUUGAAACCGGUAUUUUCUUUCUAGAUAAAGUUAGUUAUACCAGUUUUAGGCAUGUAUGAGUAUACAUACUUUUUUUAACAACUCAACAAAGCUAAUAGGAACACUUUUUUUUUCUAAAUUUCCCUAAAAUUGGACAUAUCAUUAUCUUUACAAAUAAAAUAUAUUACCUCAUGCAGAUUACUAGUUGUUAAUUAGAAAAUUAAAGUAACUUGAAAAUUUUCUAUGUUGAAAACAAUACAGAAAAAAUUUGCUGAAAUUUCUGAGUUCUUAAUGUGUUUUCAAUUCUCCAUUCCUUUCUAUUGGUAAAUACUUGCAGUUUACCAAGGGAAUAAUAACAUAAGAAUAUUCUUAGCAAAUACUGUUGUGACCCCCUAAAGCACAAGUAAAGUGAUUUCAUGUGAUAAAAUAUUGGCAUAAUAAUAUUACCAAGCCUGGUUUUAAACUAAUAAUUUUUCAACUUUCAAAAAUAAUUAGCUAUGAGGUGUCUAUAAAUAGUGGGUUUUCAUAGGCUAUUUAAAAUAAGUACUGAAACAUGCUUCAGAUAGAGCCCUUGGCUUGGAUUCAUUAAACCUAUGUGGCAAAUAUAACAGAUUAUAUACAUAUUUAUAAUUUUUAGCUAUAACAGUCAACAAAAGUUUAACUCAAGUAUUCCAAGUAGUCUCAACAGUUUAAAAUUAGCCGCUUUUUAGUAUGUCUAUGAACAUCUUUUUCUGUGGAUGCAUUUGUGUUACAUGUGUUAUGUAGACUCUUGACAGGCAUACCGUCACCCUACAGGCCAGUUAUCAUCCUAAAAAGGGAUCUGCUUAUGCCAUUUUCUCACUGUGAAACGUUCAGUGAUUUCCAGUCACCUGUCACAGUGACUCCAGUCAUAGAAUUUCCAAAUGAACUUUAAAAAGAAUGCUAUUACCUGAGCUCCUUCCUCAGUGAUUUUAAUUGAUCUACUUGCAUUAAUGCAGGCACAGAAUAACUAUUUUGAAAUAGUGUUCAAUUGUCAAUCCUUUAUAUUUUGCUGUCUUUACCCUCCACCGUAACGCAUGUUAUGUCCCAGCCCAGAAAAUCCUUUACCCACCAUUUUUUUUUUUCUGCUGGAAUUCCCCCACCUUUGACAAGACAGCCAAGUAUCAUUUCUGUAAAGUCUUCCCUUAGUCUUCCAGACAGUGCUUUGCUUCCUCCUACAGUUCACCUACCAUUUUGUGCACAUGUGAAUGACUAUAGCACAAUUCUGAUUCUCCUACAAAUCUGGAAGCCACUCUGAGGUGGAACAUUGUGUCUGUGGACUGAAGAGUUCAAUGACACAUUCUCUCUGUAAUUGGUAUCACCAUGAAGUUCUUUCAGUCUUUGAUUACAUCACUGCAUGUGUCUGCACUUAUGCCUUUGCCACUUUCUCUUUUCAUAUUCUUUUAUCUUCAUUUAUUGCUUGUAAAUUUUCCAACUUUUUUUCCGGCUUUGAGAGAUUCUCUCCCUUUACCAAUCAUAAAUAGGAGAAUGAAAGUACACCUUCUGUUUAUUAAUUAAAGAUACUUUAUCCUGUUCAAAAUUUUAACAUUGAAUGAAUGGAAUACUAUUUUUCUCCCUAGAAAAAAUUCCACAAAUAGUUGUUUCUUAUAUUUAAGAAGCCCAGAAUUGUUUUGUAUUGUAAACCUCAGUAUGAAAUUUGUUCUUAUUUUGAUUUAAUUCAACAAAUAUUUAUUGUCUGUUAUUGGCAUGAGAAAAUAUGUUCAUACACUUUAUGAGAAUUUAGAGCUCAACAAAGAAUAUAAUUCAAGACAGUAGUAGCUCAGUAAUAAAUAUAAAUGGCAGGGUGAUAAAUUGUAGGCGCUCAAAUAUGUGUUGACAUGAGAUGUGAUAGGUGCAAAGCAUUAUGUACAUACAAUUGUACUGAGACAAAUGCAGCACAAAUAUACUAACUUUGAAAUAAAUAUUAAAUUAAAACCUA
Lepus europaeus (European hare) is the source of this 6114-nucleotide messenger RNA. It is a transcript of the gene PGR, whose product is annotated as progesterone receptor. Gene Ontology annotation, cellular component: nucleus. The record is from RefSeq and is a predicted model, not a curated record. Gene Ontology annotation, molecular function: DNA-binding transcription factor activity; zinc ion binding; steroid binding. Gene Ontology annotation, biological process: steroid hormone receptor signaling pathway; regulation of DNA-templated transcription. NCBI's taxonomy places the organism in Eukaryota, Metazoa, Chordata, Mammalia, Lagomorpha, Leporidae. The transcript has 8 exons. Bases 34 to 2808 code for a protein of 924 amino acids.